AUGGAUACUUACAAUAUGACUACCUCUUUAUCAGUUGAAGCUUUAACUUCACCAAAUUUUACCUUAACAACUGCUAUGGGACCACAGUUUGCGAGACAGUGGAUGCAUUUUGGCAAUCAAACAGUUGUCAGUAAAGUACCUGAAGAAAUGUUACACUUAGUUGAUCCGUAUUGGUACCAAUUUCCUCCGUUACAUCCACUGUGGCAUAAAAUUUUGGGCUUCGUUAUGAUUAUAUUGGGCAUUAUAGGUUGGUGUGGUAAUGGUGUAGUAGUUUAUGUGUUUAUAAUGACGCCUUCGCUAAGGACACCAAGCAAUCUGCUUGUAGUAAAUUUGGCAUUUUCUGAUUUCGUGAUGAUGGGUUUCAUGUGUCCCCCUAUGGUAAUUUGUUGUUUCUAUGAAACAUGGGUGCUGGGAACUUUAAUGUGCGAUAUUUACGCGAUGGUCGGUUCAUUGUGUGGCUGUGCCUCUAUUUGGACAAUGACAGCCAUUGCUCUAGAUAGAUACAACGUUAUAGUGAAGGGUAUGUCUGGAACGCCUCUUACUAUAAAAAGAGCUAUACUUCAAAUACUGGGUAUAUGGAUGUUUGGUCUAUUAUGGACGAUUGCACCCAUGGUAGGAUGGAAUAGGUAUGUUCCAGAAGGUAACAUGACUGCAUGCGGGACAGAUUAUCUCACGUUAGAUUGGUCCUCCAAGUCGUACAUUUUAAUCUACUCUGUCUUUGUGUAUUACACACCAUUGUUCACGAUUAUAUACAGCUAUUACUUUAUUGUCUCGACUGUUGCGGCACAUGAGAAAGCAAUGAGAGAGCAAGCAAAGAAAAUGAACGUUGCAUCUUUAAGAUCCGGAGAGAAUCAGGGUGCCAGUGCUGAAGCAAAAUUAGCAAAGGUAGCAUUAACAACAAUUUCGUUAUGGUUUAUGGCCUGGACGCCUUACCUUGUGAUCAAUUAUAUCGGAAUAUUCAAUCGUACUCUGAUCACUCCUCUGUUCACUAUUUGGGGAUCGUUGUUCGCGAAAGCGAACGCAAUAUACAAUCCGAUCGUUUACGGGAUCAGCCAUCCAAAGUACAGAGCCGCGUUGAAGGAGAAACUACCGUUUCUUGUGUGUGGUUCGACAGAGGAACCGGGUGCUGGUGGAGGGGAGAAAGCAUCGGAGGCUACCGGAAACUCUUAG
Molecule: messenger RNA, 1170 nt
Organism: Dufourea novaeangliae
Lineage: Eukaryota; Metazoa; Arthropoda; Insecta; Hymenoptera; Halictidae
Product: rhodopsin-like
Exons: 8
Coding region: 1-1170 (389 amino acids)
Biological process (GO): visual perception; phototransduction; G protein-coupled receptor signaling pathway
Cellular component (GO): membrane
Molecular function (GO): G protein-coupled receptor activity
Source: RefSeq, a predicted model, not a curated record